Molecule: messenger RNA, 1425 nt
Organism: Microthlaspi erraticum
Lineage: Eukaryota; Viridiplantae; Streptophyta; Magnoliopsida; Brassicales; Brassicaceae
Source: the annotation of a GenBank genome assembly
AUGGGCAACUUCUGUCCUGGUGGAUCUUCCACUGUUCAACAUGAACAUAGUCCUGUCUCCACCAAUCCCCUCCCAGUGGUGAGACGUAUGCAAAGUCCAGUGAACGAAAAGCUUCCGCCGGCGUUGGUGGCGAUGCCACCCGGUAGAGGACUGAAACCCAAGUUUCCGGCGGCGGAGACAGGACAAAAGACGAGAUCCGUCAACAACCCUCCACGUGAAAAACCAUUGCAGGGGACAAGAUCCGUCGAUAACCCGCCUCGUGAGAGAUCAUCGCUGCAGGGGACAAGAUCCGUCGAUAAUCAACCUCGUGAGAAAACACCGGAGAGGACGAGUCCGCCAUUAAAGCCGCCGGCAGAGAAACUAGGUGGAGGUAAAAAGGCACUGCCGCCGAGCGGGAAGAUAGUGACGCCGAAUCUAAAGAUGUUCACAUUAGAUGAGCUUAAGACGGCGACCAAGAACUUCCGGCCGGAGUCGAUGAUCGGAGAAGGAGGAUUCGGACAGGUGUUCAAAGGAUGGGUGGACGAGAAGACUUUAGCUCCGUCGAGAGUCGGCGUGGGAAUACCGGUGGCGGUUAAGAAAUCGGAUCCUGAUAGUGCUCAAGGCUUACAUGAAUGGCAGUGUGAAGUGAGAUUCUUAGGGAAGUUUCAUCAUCCAAAUCUGGUGAAGCUCUUGGGUUAUUGCUGGGAAGAAAAUCAAUUCCUCUUGGUCUACGAGUAUCUGCCUAAAGGAAGCCUUGAAAAUCACCUCUUCUCAAAAGGAGAGGCGCUGACGUGGGACACACGUUUGAAGAUAGCCAUCGAAGCAGCUCAAGGACUCACCUUUUUGCAUAACUCCGAGAAGAGUGUUAUCUACAGAGACUUCAAGGCUUCCAAUAUUCUUCUCGACUCCAACUUCAACGCCAAGCUUUCUGACUUCGGGCUAGCCAAACACGGUCCAAUUAAUGGAUUCUCCCACGUCACCACACGUGUCAUGGGCACACACGGUUAUGCAGCUCCCGAGUACAUGGCUACAGGUCAUUUAUAUGUGAGGAGUGAUGUAUACGGUUUUGGAGUUGUACUCUUAGAGCUUUUAACCGGUCUAAGAGCACUAGACCCAACUCGACCAUCUGCGCAACAGAAUCUCGUGGAAUGGGCUAAACCGGUUCUGACCCAAAAGAAAAAGAUCCAGAAAAUGAUGGACCCACGGCUCGAGCAUAAGUAUCCACUUAUAGCGGUGGUCAGAACCGCUGGACUCAUCCUACGGUGUCUCGAGGCUGACCCAAAGAACCGACCUCCCAUGGACGAUGUACUCAGAGAAUUAGAUAUCGUUAGGACUAUCAGAGACGAACCGAAAGAAGAGAAGCGUAAACGAACCACUGGUGGUUCAGAUAAAAACCGGACUAAUGGAUAUGGUUCACCACACGGCCGUCGAACCGGUCGAACCUGA